This is a messenger RNA of Stylonychia lemnae, 816 nucleotides long. Lineage: Eukaryota; Ciliophora; Spirotrichea; Sporadotrichida; Oxytrichidae. The record is from the annotation of a GenBank genome assembly.
AUGGUGGAAAGUUUGAGUAAUUAAGUUGAAAACAGGCUCACUUUUGACUCACUUGUAGAUGAGGUAGACUUACUUACUUAAUUUAAUCAAUUAUACUUUCAGGAAGAAAAAAAUAACAUUCCGGGGUCUGAGAAGUUUUUGGGAUACCAGGAUGAUGCAGGUGAUAUAAGGGUGAGAUAGCAAAGCUGCAUGAUAAGAGAUUUACCAGAAGAUGAGGUUCCUGAUUUCUGGAAAAAGAAUUAAGAGCAGCCUAAAGCCUAAAGAAUGACUAUUAAAGAAAUUGUGCUUAAGAAGAUGAAGCGUUAGCCAGGUACAAAUAUGCAUUACUGGGAGACUUGGCAAACAACAUUUCAACUGAUGAUCGCCGUAAUAUUUAAAAACUUACAUAAUUUCCUAACAGCUCCACUUGUUGAAAUUAUCAGUGUAGAAGUGAUAUGUGAUGAUAGGCCAAAUGGACCAAUCAAACUUGAAAUGAAAGAAGUGGGAGGAGUUUUCUAAGCUCAAGAUUACACUUUGAAACAGAAAUCUACUGUGCAACUUAGAGUUACUUUCAAAGUACAUAACGAUAUCGUAUAUGGGCUGAAAUACUGCAAUGUAGUUAAAAAGAAGUCAAUAGUUGUCGAAAAGUAUGAAGAGGUCAUGGGCACAUUUGCUCCUCUUGACAAGGUAUACACUAUUGAUCUUACACCUGAGGAAACUCCAGGUGGAUUCUUGUAUAGAGGAUAAUAUAAGGGAAAAAGUUUGUUUAUUGAUAACGAUGGCAUAGUACAUAUGCAAUUUGAAUACACCUUCAAUAUAAAAAAGACAUGGGAGUGA